GAACAAACAUUUGAGACCAAUCGUGGUCUUUCAGUCCCGCCGGACAAUCCCUCACUCAACAAAUCAAGGACCGCUCACGGGUGUGUACUGCGUUCGUCGGCGUCGGCUCGCUUGGAUGCUUACGACCCGCAGGUCACACUUAGCACCGGGGCUCGAAGUGGACAUAAGUUAUGAUACAAGCGACGCCAUCGAUCCAAGCACAAUAUGCCCAUUUUGUGAUGAGCCCUGGCCAUCAGACCCAAGUGCAGAGCUGACAAACCUCCUUGCACGGGCUCGACGAAAAGCUUGGCCACACAAGCGUUAUACCAAUCCUGAAGGUCUCAAGGCACCACUCGAAGCUAUAAUUGAUCUGUGUAAUACACAUCGCAGUGAGGCCUCCAUCAUUCCGGAAGGCAUCGCUAAAGGCUGGCCUUCCGAAAUCGAUUUCGAUGCUAUUCCAAAUCGAUUAUGGAAACUGAAACCUGCUCUCCAGAAACUCAUCGACUUCCCAUCGGGCUGGCAUUUUUUUGACAUCGCAAAGAAAGAUAUACAGCAGUUUGGUGCUGCGGCAACGAACAGCACUCGUGGCCAAUUCUCCACUUUCUCGAGAACACAGCCCGGCUACUACGGGGAGCGGGGGCUUGUUCGAAUCGCAAAUGGAUUGCAUGACUUAUUUCCUGGCCUUUCGACUCGACCUUCCUUUGCGCCACUAGAUGUAGAGAAUUUCCUUCUUCGAGUCUUGAUACCAGAAACAGCUCGUUUACUCAUUAUGGAAGACUUGGCCUUAGAUGAGGCCGAUGCGCUCUCUGUGCUCCGGGAGAGCCAGAAAUAUGGUGUAGCCAAAUUCCCUGAUCGCGGCGAGGAAGACGCUUUGGAGAAAUUCGGGGUCUCCAUGCGGGUACGAUUAAAGCUGGGACAGGAGCGGCAUCUUGCUGAUACGAAAGAGGCGGAGCGAGAGUUAAGAACGGAACGUAGAAAGACGAAGAAAAACAAGCAUGAUCUCCCCCCCGAACCCGACGCCACCUCUUUGACUCAAGGGGAGGUGUCUGGGAAGAGCCGCACUGGGUCCCGGCCGCCCUUGGUCGAUAUACCCUCGCCCACUACUGAGACCUCAUCUUUGGAUAUGUAUAGCGAGCAAGCCUCUCAGCCAAAGAAAAAGAAGAAACGCACUAUUCUGGGAGAACCACCCUUAGUCCUCUCGUUCUCUGGUGACCAGCUCUCGACAAGAGAGGAUGAAAUUCAUCUGCCAUCCAACUCAGGCAGACCCCUACUUAAAACAAACUCUGUCGGAACUGUAACUUCUCGUCCCUCUUCCAUCGGGUGAGUCAGGGGCGGUUUCCAUUGAAGUGACUCCAGGACACACUUAACAUACUGCUGCCCCAAAGAUGGUCUCGAACCCUCCGAGACGAUGCCGGGGGGUUGA
Cantharellus anzutake is the source of this 1402-nucleotide messenger RNA. Its product is annotated as RTC4-like domain-containing protein. The transcript is spliced from 3 exons. The coding region runs from base 116 to 1303 and encodes 395 amino acids. NCBI's taxonomy places the organism in Eukaryota, Fungi, Basidiomycota, Agaricomycetes, Cantharellales, Hydnaceae. The record is from RefSeq and is a predicted model, not a curated record.